Molecule: messenger RNA, 201 nt
Organism: Dovyalis caffra
Lineage: Eukaryota; Viridiplantae; Streptophyta; Magnoliopsida; Malpighiales; Salicaceae
Source: the annotation of a GenBank genome assembly
AUGACGAUAGCUAAGGGACGAGCGUAUAUGGCAUGGUUGCAGGAGGUAGAGCACCUAUGUAUGGCAUGGCUAUUGCAACACACGAUUAUUGAAGGUGGAGCACACGGGCAACACGGUUGCUGCAACAUAGAGCGUGCAUUGGGUCGGGUGGUGAUUGACGCGAUCGUCGCUAGCAUGGAUUUGAGGUCGGACAACGACUAG